AACUCGCUCUCUGCAGCAUCCCUGCCAUAGCAUAGCGAGACGGAAGCGAGACUGCGGCUCUUCACAUUCUCCUCAUCACCUGCUCACCGGUAUAGACUGUCAUCGUAGCAACCAAUCAAUGCGACCUUUGUGACAUGGCUACGACCACGCGCGCCACCAGUACCGAGCCCUUUCCGGCCCUGAUCAACAGCCCACAUACUCCCAAAUCGUCCGCCACCCGACCUUCAAACGACGUCUCCCCUCCCAAGCUCCCACACACGAGCAUAUCCCCCGUGUCGCUGACCGGCGUCGCGGCUGUGGCGGAGAGCAGAAAGCGGCAGCAGCAGAAAGAGGCCGAAGACCCUGCGGCGCGGCAGACCAGUCCCAAUCCCGCCCUCCAAGCCGUUCAGGCACUUAUGGGUGGUGGCGGCAUGAGCAAGCCCACAGACGCCCCCGACCCUAGCAAGGUCAGCUCUCCCGUGCGGAAGGCUGCCGAGCAGAUACGAAUAAACGUGCCUGAAAGCAGCACGCUCGACACGAAUAAUAUCCACGAAAGUCCCGUUAGUCUGUCGAGCUUCGGCACGAUUGAGAGCACCGGCGCCCCGGCCUCGGUGACAGCCACUGCUGGUCCGGGGCAGUCAUUCGUUGCCGAGCCGGCGCAGAUGACUGACGCUCCGCCGUACCAUAAUGGCAACGGCCAUCUGGGCGACGACCUCCACGAUGAUGGGCCCAAAGCCUUCUCCUAUCCUGGGCCGCCUCCGCAGGAUCAAGAGCAGGAUGGCGGAGCGGCAAGAGGGAUGAGCCUUCCGGGGUACGGGCAGGGCAGUCCGAAAUCCCCGGCCUCGAACAAGCGACACAAAUGCCCCUACUGCGCUACCGAGUUCACGCGCCACCACAACCUAAAGAGCCACUUGUUAACACAUAGUCAAGAGAAGCCGUACUGGUGUCAGACCUGCCAGGCUCGCUUCCGGCGGCUGCAUGAUCUGAAGCGACAUACCAAGCUACACACGGGAGAGCGGCCGCAUACCUGCGACAAGUGUGGGCGAAAGUUCGCACGCGGGGACGCGCUUGCAAGGCACAAUAAGGGCCCCGGCGGAUGUGCUGGACGUCGAUCGAGCAUUGGCGGCGACGACGAAUUCGGACCUGAUGGCGGUGACACCAUGGAUGGUAUCGAGUACGACGAGGAUGGAAGCAGUCCCGACCCGGGUCGACGAGGCAGCGAACCCAACAGGAAGAAGACGCAUUUGGAAACACCAGAAGACCCGCAUCGGCAAGUGUACCGACAGUACUCCAACACGUAUCCGCCACCAUAUCAGCAACCAACGCGAUCGCACGGGGGCAGCGCGGCGAACAUGGGGCCUCCGCAAGUAGUCUUGCCUGGGCAAAACGCCAACUCGCCACGUGAAUCGACCACUCCAGCCGCCGGCGCCUACUACAACACCAACUCGGGCCAAGUCCUCCAUCAGAGCGGGAUGAUCGAAUCGCCGAAGCCCUUGUCACCGCGCCAGCAGGCUCCCAACCAACAACGCUUGAGUGUCGGAGACGCAUCGAUGUCGAGUGCGCGCAACCGAUCGCCGAGCCUGACCACUCAGUUCCAGCAUUUCGGGGCGAGUGACGGUCGGACACCGCCGGCGACGCAGCAACACUCCACUCCCUUCACCGCGGGGGGUGGGCCUCCGGGCGCGCCGGUGCUCCCUCCUCUGACCAACCAAGGUCCCGCGAGUCGACCGGGCAUGCCAGCCUCCAGCAUCCCCGGCAGUGGUCCCGGGACGAGCAUGCUGCAACACCCGCCCAUCCAGCCGUCACAAACUGGUCCUUCUGGGUCCAACCCGGGCAGUCUUUCGAGCCACGGCCGCUCGUCAGGCAGCAGUAUCCGCGAUAUCCUUGGCCAAGACCAAAGUGACAUUUGGGGUUAUGUGCGACAGCUCGAACAGCGCUUUAGUCGCAUGCAAGAUGAGUACGAAUUGCGGAUCAGUCGGUUGCAGGAGGAGGUCAUUACGUUGAAGGGUCAGUUGGGAAAUGGCGGGAGCUACAAUAGCGAGAUGUCUGUCGGACGCUAUUGAGGAUGCAUUCAUGCCGUGCUCUUUGAUCUUGAGCGAGCAGUCGGUGGACAGGAAGGAAAUUGAGAAUGAGAAAAGAAAAGAAGAAACUGUAUGACUACAGAGGCAGCGGCGGAUUCGGUUUACGUUUUUGCACAGCAUUGGACGGUGUACGUCCACAAAGAUUCCCCCUCGCUCGGAUCGUUUGCUUUCAGGUUGGCAGGGAACGGGAUUUGGUGGAUGUCUUUGGCAGAGUGAUAGACGAGAUGAUUACUAAAGUAAUGUCGAUUUAAGACAGCCGAACGCUCGCUCCGUCUUCCCAUUACUCCGUCUUCGGUCUCGCAGCGAG
Molecule: messenger RNA, 2367 nt
Organism: Neohortaea acidophila
Lineage: Eukaryota; Fungi; Ascomycota; Dothideomycetes; Mycosphaerellales; Teratosphaeriaceae
Exons: 2
Coding region: 135-2042 (635 amino acids)
Biological process (GO): regulation of transcription by RNA polymerase II
Molecular function (GO): DNA-binding transcription factor activity, RNA polymerase II-specific; RNA polymerase II cis-regulatory region sequence-specific DNA binding
Source: RefSeq, a predicted model, not a curated record